AUGUCCCAAUCAGCCUUUGCCAACCCGACCGCACCUGCCUAUGAAAAGGAGAAGAAACCCAGCAAGUUAAGCCGUCUACUCGGGAAGCGAGAGAAGACUCCAGAGCCGCAGCCAGACGUCGGACCCGAUUCAGCGUAUGCGUCGAGUGGAGCCAACAGCGCGGAUGGUGCUCACGGAGGCAUUACUCCCGAAGGAGAAAUAAACCAGAACGAGAUAAUAUCUGCGGAGAAGAAUAGCGAGAUAGCCAACAUCGACCAAGACAGGAAUCUCGCAUUGAAACCCUCGACUGGGGAGGUUUUCGAUGAAGAUACAGGAGAAGUGGUCACUGUAGUGACAACGACGACCACGACCACGACGACCACUACUACAAGAGGCGGAAAGAAGCAGCAAGAUGUCCAAAAGGAUGUCAAGCGCGAAGUACAACCCGGUCCGGGUCAGCAACCUCAACUGCUAGAAAUGCCCGCAGGCUCGACAACCCCGGAGCAUCCUCAUCCACCUACUGUGGCAUCUACUAGCACGGCGCAGAAAGGAAGGCCACCUGUGGUGGCCAGUGGAGGAUUGCUUGCAGCUGACUCUCCCCCAAUACCCGCUAAAAGUGCCAUGAGGAGAUCCGGAGACUUCACACGGGACGCCUACCAUGCAGACAAUGGUCCUGUCAGCCCCGUCGACCCUCCUUUUGCAAGACGCAACAGCGGAACACCCCCUGCCAGUCCCUCGAGGCACAACUUCAGCUACCCCAGCCGUUCGUCCUUAAAAACAGCUGAUCAGCCGAUGCGACACAAUCAAAGUACGAUCAACGAUCUGCGUGCAGCGGCUAAGGGACUUCACGGUGUUGGAGAAACUCUUCGAGGCACAUUUAGCUCGACGAUCGACAAACGCUUUCCAUCCAAAAAUCCGGAAAAGGCUGCUCGAAUCAACGCCCAUAACGAAGAAAUUCUAGAAAGGGGUCGCGCUGAAAUGGAAGGUGUCCCUGGAGGUUGGCCGGCACAUGAAGCUGACGAGUAUCAAACCGAAUAUGCCCACCAUGAGCCCAUCCCAGCAACCGAACCAGAGGUAGCACCGCCAGUGACGGGCCGAGGUUCCCCAGACAAAUCUGGAAGUCUGAGAAAGCUAUUCAAGCGGAAACCGGUCGCCGAACAAGGUAUGGCAAGAUAA
Molecule: messenger RNA, 1155 nt
Organism: Fonsecaea multimorphosa CBS 102226
Lineage: Eukaryota; Fungi; Ascomycota; Eurotiomycetes; Chaetothyriales; Herpotrichiellaceae
Exons: 3
Coding region: 1-1155 (384 amino acids)
Source: RefSeq, a predicted model, not a curated record